UCCUAAAAAGGCCUGAGGUUUUGAAGGUAUGUGAUGGCAUGGGUCCUGCGUAUUCCUAUUUAAAUUCAGAGAGCAGGUGAGCCAGGCGCACUCUCCUCUCGUCUCUCUCUCUUUCAAGGGACUGUAACACAUCACCUCCUGUCCAGCUCUCCAGGGCCUACAGUAACCGGACACAACCAUGUGUGACGAGGAAGAGACAACAGCCUUGGUAUGCGACAACGGCUCAGGACUGGUGAAGGCUGGCUUUGCCGGUGACGAUGCCCCCAGGGCAGUGUUCCCCUCUAUUGUGGGGCGCCCCCGUCAUCAGGGUGUGAUGGUGGGUAUGGGUCAGAAGGACUCCUAUGUAGGAGACGAGGCCCAGAGCAAGAGAGGUAUCCUGACCCUCAAGUACCCCAUUGAGCACGGCAUCAUCACUAACUGGGAUGACAUGGAGAAGAUCUGGCAUCACACCUUCUACAAUGAGCUGCGUGUGGCCCCUGAAGAGCACCCCGUCCUGCUAACUGAGGCCCCCCUCAACCCCAAGGCCAACAGGGAGAAGAUGACCCAGAUCAUGUUUGAGACCUUCAAUGUGCCAGCUAUGUAUGUGGCCAUCCAGGCUGUGCUGUCUCUGUAUGCCUCUGGUCGUACAACAGGUAUUGUGCUGGACGCUGGUGAUGGUGUGACCCACAACGUGCCCGUGUAUGAGGGUUACGCCUUGCCCCACGCCAUCAUGAGACUGGACUUGGCUGGCAGAGACCUGACUGAUUAUCUGAUGAAGAUCCUCACUGAGAGAGGAUACUCUUUCGUUACCACCGCCGAGAGAGAGAUCGUGCGUGACAUCAAGGAGAAGCUGUGCUACGUGGCUCUGGACUUUGAGAAUGAGAUGGCCACCGCUGCCUCCUCCUCCUCUCUGGAGAAGUCCUACGAGUUGCCCGACGGACAGGUCAUCACCAUCGGUAACGAGAGGUUCCGUUGCCCAGAGACCCUCUUCCAGCCCUCCUUCAUCGGUAUGGAGUCUGCUGGUAUCCAUGAGACCACAUACAACGGCAUCAUGAAGUGCGACAUUGACAUCCGUAAGGACCUGUACGCCAACAACGUCUUGUCUGGCGGUACCACCAUGUACCCUGGUAUCGGUGACCGCAUGCAGAAGGAAAUCACAGCCCUGGCCCCCAGCACUAUGAAAAUCAAGAUGAUUGCCCCCCCUGAGCGUAAAUACUCAGUGUGGAUCGGCGGCUCCAUCCUGGCCUCCCUGUCCACCUUCCAGGCCAUGUGGAUCAGCAAAGACGAGUAUGAGGAGGCCGGACCAUCAAUCGUCCACAGGAAGUGCUUCUAAAUUACCCUCUCCUCCUAUCUCGACUCUCUUCCUGCCCUAAAAUCUUGGCUCUCUGUUUUUCUCAUGUGUCUCUAAUCCCCACAAACGACCCAUUGUAUUUGUUUACUGUUUGUGCAAUCUGUAUUAUGGGUCAUCGGACUAUCAGGAUAUUUACAAGCAUUUCGCAACACCCGCAAUAACAUCUGCUAAACACGUGUAUGUGACCAAUAAAAAUUGAUUUGAUUUGAUAUUGCUAAAUAAAUGAAUUCUACCUUUUGA
Oncorhynchus gorbuscha (pink salmon) is the source of this 1570-nucleotide messenger RNA. RefSeq names its product actin, alpha cardiac muscle 1-like. The record is from RefSeq and is a predicted model, not a curated record. The transcript is spliced from 8 exons. Bases 179 to 1312 code for a protein of 377 amino acids. Lineage: Eukaryota; Metazoa; Chordata; Actinopteri; Salmoniformes; Salmonidae.